Messenger RNA from Jaculus jaculus (lesser Egyptian jerboa), 1060 nucleotides. It is a transcript of the gene Ccdc107, whose product is annotated as coiled-coil domain containing 107. The transcript has 6 exons. Lineage: Eukaryota; Metazoa; Chordata; Mammalia; Rodentia; Dipodidae. Bases 48 to 782 code for a protein of 244 amino acids. The record is from RefSeq and is a predicted model, not a curated record.
GUGGGGGCCGCGCCAGGCCUCCUCUCGGCUGGGGGCGGGGGCUAGGAAUGGCGUACGCGGGCCCGCUGUCGGCGGUGCUGGGUUUGCUGCUUGCGUCCGCGCUGCUCGGUGUCCUCGGAGAGCGCCCCAGCCCACAUCUUGGGGCACACGCAGAGCGCCCCUCCCAGGGCGGACCCGGGGCCACCGGGGCCGCCGAACCCCGGCGGCGGCCGCCACCCAAGGAGCAGCGGGAGCGGGCCAGAGCUGGAGCGCUGUCUUUGGGGGCGCUGUACACCGCGGCUGUCGUGGCUUUUGUGCUGUACAAGUGUUUGCAGGGCAAAGAUGAAGCUGCAGCCGUCCAAGAGAAGAACAGGAAGUCAUUGCAAUCAGAGCAACAGCUGGCCCAGUUGACACAACAGCUGGCCCAGACAGAGCAGCACCUCAGCAGUCUGGUGGCCCAGCUUGACCCACUUUUUGAGCGGGUUACGACUCUGGUUGGAGCCCAGCGAGAGCUUCUAAACAUGAAGCUACAGACCAUCCACCAGCUUCUACAAGACUGCAAGCCGGACAAGGACAUGGAGGUUCCAGAACCAGAAGCCAGCCUACCUUUUCCUGAGGACUUGAGAAAGGAAGAGGUUGAUCAGGAGGCUGGUAACAGUCAGACCUGGGCGAAACCUAUACAUUGCAGCCCAGGGACGUGGAGCCUAGGUUCUUCCUGGGAAGUGGAGCAGGUACUGAGAAGAAGAUGUGGCAAGGCGGGGACAAAUGCCUCAGCAGUGAAGGAGGGACAACUGAGGGUUUAGUACAACGAAGUCUGUUCCUGUGACGAUUCUCCUACGUGCUUCCCCCCCCCCUCCCCACUUCCAGCUGGUCAUAUGCACACCCAUACUAGGUGCCUCCUUGGAAAGGUUCCCUUAUUAGGAAAAAAGAGGCUGCCUUUCAGUGAGGGCACAGAAGACUGAGGGAGCUCAUUGUUUCCCUUUGUUCAUAAGGCCACCAGCACACCAGCCUUGAGCCUUUUCUAAUAGCUGAGACAGAAGUAUCUUCUCAAAACAAAAAUAAAACAAGUACUUUAUUAAAA